GUGCCAGCCAGUGAGGGGGCCGGAGAGGCGGCGGCGGUGACAGCGCGAGACAACAGCUUAGUGACACUCCUAUCUGGUUACGUCUGUGGCUGCGUCAGUGUAGCGAGGGACGAGGUUCUGGCGAGGGGGGAGAGGGACAGCGCAGCGCCCUCCCGCCGCCCGUGGCCCCGCAGCUCCCUCUGUGCGCGAGUGAAGUGAAGGGGCAAGCCAGGGUCGUGUGGUCGCCUGAUGGGGUGGCGUCACUGAAGGCCGCAGUGCCACAGUGCCAGCGAGAGCCACGCUGUUUACAGAGCCGCCUUUCGCCUCCAGGUGCCGCCAUGGGACCUCUCUACGUCACGUUCGUGUGCGUGGCACUGGCGUCCCUCGUCGCCGGGGUGCCCGUGGGGAUCCCUUUCCCUCGCCCCUCCGGUGACGACCCCUACGCCCACCGCCCACACAACGAAAUCGCCCCGGACCACGUCGCCCCCACGCUGACGCCGACGGCGACGCCGAAAUCGACGCCUAGGGUCGGCUCCACCCUGCACGCCGUCAAGUUCAUGCAGAAGUUCGGCUACAUUCCCCAAGGAGACGAAGAAGCAGAUUUCCUCUUCUCACCCGGGACCCUCGAGGCGUCGAUCAAGCGCAUGCAGAAGUUCGGCAGCAUCCCCCAGACGGGCGUCAUCGACAACGCAACGAUCGAGCUGAUGCAGACUCCCCGUUGUGGCGUUCCUGACGUAGACGCAGACGAGAUUGUGAAGUUCCGUCGUCCCAAGCGCUACAUCGUGGGCUCUGAAGGCUGGAAAAAGAGAGAACUAACGUAUUUCCUUGCCAACUGGACCCCUCAACUCUACUCCAAGGAAAAUGUGCAGAAGGAACUCCGGCGCGCUUUCGAUGCCUGGAGCACUUACUCGCACCUCGAUUUCAAAGAAGUGGAGGCGCCAGAUGCAGAUAUCGUUAUUUUCUUUGCUACUUAUAACCAUCAUGACGGGUACUCCUUCGACGGUCCGAGUGGAAUUCUAGCUCACGCUUACUUCCCCUACGAGUUCGGCCACUACGGAGGCGACGUUCAUUUCGACGAGAGUGAAAAAUGGACCAUUAAGCCGAAGGAUGAGUAUGCUGGUCUGGACUUCUUCACCGUCGCCGUCCACGAAAUCGGCCACUCUCUCGGCCUUGCACACUCGCCCGUCGCCGACUCCAUCAUGUUCCCUUAUUACAAAGGCUACACCCCCCAUUUCUCCCUGGCUUACGAUGACGUCAUGGCCAUGUGGGAACUCUAUAUAAAGAGGAAGCUGGAGGGAGACGACGAGUACUUCAACAGGACGACCACCACGACGACCACCACACCCUCCCCCCCCACGACGGACGAAGACCAUCAGUCAGACGCAGCAAAUGAUGGUGAUGACGGCGAGGGAGAUGACGUGCACAGGCGGGACGACGAACGCAAGAGGACCGACGAGGAGGACUUUUACGAGGAAGACCGCAAGAGACGCGAAGAGGAGGAGAGGCGCAGGGAGGAGGACAGGAAGAGGCGCAGGGAGGAUGAAGAGGAGAAGAGGCGCUGGGAAGAGGAAGUCAGGAGGAGGGAGGAAGAGGCGAGGAGGAGGGAGGAGGAGGAGCGAUGGAGAUGGGAGCACGGAGAGGACGAACCCGUGUCGACGACGGAGAGGCCCCCGCCACCCGUCCCCAGCCUUUGCGACGGGGACUUCGACUCCAUGGCGGUCCUCAGGCAGGAGCUCUUUAUAUUCAAGGACACAUACAUCUGGCGUUACGACGAGCGCGGAAAUCUACGGGACAGCUACCCGUCUUUGGUCCACAACCUCUUCUCCGGUCUGCCGUCGUAUAUGAAGAGGGUGGAUGCCGCUUACGAGAGACCUUCCGAUGGCAACAUUCUCUUCUUUAUAGGAAAGUACUAUUACGUGCACAACGGCGAUAGGCUGGUGGAGGGGUCGCCGCUGCCCCUUACGUCCUUGGGCUUGCCGGAGCGCCUGACGAAGAUCGACGCCGCCUUCUACUGGCCUCGCGCGAAGAAGACCUACUUCUUCAGCCGCCACGAAUAUUUCCGGUACAACGAGAAGACGAACACUAUGGACCAAGGCUAUCCGAAAAACAUGGCCAAGUGGAAUGGCCUGCCCGAUAACCUGGACGCCGUUUUCACCUGGAAGGACGGUAUGUCGUACUUCGUGAAAGGGAAAGACUACUGGAAAUACGACAACGUGAAAAUCCGUCCGUACAAAGACUACCCUCAGAAUGCCGUGGAGUACUGGGCGGGGUGUUCCAGCUCCUCCUCCUGGGCGCCAUAGCGAGGCCACGCCCACUUCCUAGCUGCGAAGGGGCCACCACGCCCACCUCCUGGCCGGGGACAUCGCAAAGCUAACGAGAAAGGCGAAAAGUCUUAGCUACGAUAGAAACUUAGUUCUUCUCUUUCUCUCUCUCUUUUUUACUCUUUUUUUUAGGGAUAACGCAAUAAUUUAAUUGUCUUCUCGUUUCCCUGAUUAUCAUUGAUGUUUGUUGUGGUCAUUGUCAAAGCCGGAUAUCGAGGGAGAAAGAGUACAGGAAACAGAGUUUGUUAUUAUCAACCUCAGUCCUAUCAUUUUGUGUUUAUUUAUUCCAUUAGGCUUCUCCAAUGAUUAUCAAGUACAAUUUGCAAAAAAGUAACGUUUUCGUAACACGUUUCGCUGUUCAACUUAGUCGUCCAAAGUCCAAGUGUUUACUCUCACCCUAAUAUUAGUCUCCUACCCUCCCUUUUUUCUUAAUCUAAUAUUGGCCUUCUUCCUUCUCUUCUUUACCCUAAUAUUGACCUCCUCUUCCUUACCCCAUUCGUGGUGUCCUCCCUUCCCUCUCCCAAUCUUAACACAGGUGUCCUUCCUUACCUCCCUUACCCAAAUAGUGGUCUUUUCCUUUCCCUCUCUUAACCCCAGUAAGGGUCUCCUACCCUCCCUCUCCCACUUAAAUAUUGGUCCUCGCCCCUCCCUUUCCUACCCUAAUACCCCCCCUCACUACUUUGUCCCUCACCCUAAUAGUGAUAUCAUCCUAAUAGUCUAUUACCCUAAUACACCUUCAUUUUCACCCCAAUAUUGACUUUAUUCCCUUUCCUUACCCCCAGCAACUGGCCUCCUCCCCUCUCCCUUCCCACCCCCACCCCUGUGCCCUAAGGCUCCCCUCGCAGCACAAAUGAUUAUACCCGUUUUCCAUUUUUUUAACCCCCUUCGCCCCCUUCCCCUCUCAGGCACCUUCACCUGUAUUGAGAAGCUUAAAAAAAAGAAUGAGAUUUAUGAAUGAAAAAAAUGUCCUAUUCAUAAAUAAUUGUUUCUGUCUGUUUUUUUUUUUUUUUUUUUUUUUUUUUUUUUUUUUUUUCUGGAGAUCUGUGCCUUAUAUUAAUCUCUACAGAAAAGUGCUAUUAUCUUCCAUGAUCUUGACAUUAAUAGUUUAUCAAUGCUUUCUGAAUCUUCCAGCGUUAAAAAGGAGUCUGUGUCUGGUGAUUGUUAGUAAACAAUUUUCAUUAAUUAGUCACCUAAAGUAAUUAGUAAAAUUAGUAAACAGUUUUCUUUAAUUGUUCGUAAUUCUUUCUCCCGUCGAUGAAGUAGAUUCAUUUGUUUGUCAUAGAAAGAAUGUAUAGUUAAAGCUUAAUUAAUUGCUAUUAACCAAAAAUACUCAUGGUACGUACAGUACAUGUAUAUGUAAGUGCAUAUAUAUAUAUAUAUAUAUAUAUAUAUAUAUAUAUAUAUAUAUAUAUAUAUAUAUAUAUAUAUAUAUAUAUAUAUAUAUAUUAUGUGUGUGUGUGUGUGUGUGUGUGUGUGUGUGUGUGUGCGUGUGUGUGUGUGUGUGUGUGUGUGUGUAUGUGUGUGUGUGUGUGUGUGUGUGUGUUUAUGUGUGUAUGUGUUUGCGUAAUCUCAUUAUUGAUUAUAUAUAUAUAUAUAUCUUUCUGUGUCAGCUGAUGAUUAUACGAUAUUUGAAAAUGAUUUACGUUAAUCAGGUUAAUGAAAUCUGAAAUAGGAAACUGCAGUCAUUUUUUUGUAUGUAAAUAUUUUAUACCUUAGUUCUUUUUCUAAUUAAAGUAUGAAUACCAUA
Messenger RNA from Penaeus monodon (black tiger shrimp), 4047 nucleotides. RefSeq names its product stromelysin-3-like. Gene Ontology annotation, molecular function: metalloendopeptidase activity; zinc ion binding. Bases 318 to 2279 code for a protein of 653 amino acids. Lineage: Eukaryota; Metazoa; Arthropoda; Malacostraca; Decapoda; Penaeidae. Gene Ontology annotation, cellular component: extracellular matrix. Gene Ontology annotation, biological process: extracellular matrix organization; proteolysis; collagen catabolic process. The record is from RefSeq and is a predicted model, not a curated record. The transcript has 12 exons.